This is a messenger RNA of Vitrella brassicaformis, 505 nucleotides long. Lineage: Eukaryota; Vitrellaceae. The record is from the annotation of a GenBank genome assembly.
UCACACGAAGUUGAGCAGUGCUGCGAUGACGUCUUUGAGGUACUCGUCGCUCUCGCCCGCCUGCAGAUACGUCGACUCCAGCCGGUCACUGAACGUAGACACCAACUGCAGCAAAGACAGCACAAAUGAAAGAUCCACCCAUUCAUUCAUGCAUUCAGCUAUGCCACUCCCCUUUCUCCAGACUUACCUCUUCGCUUGAUUCGUGCAGUUCCAUCGCCAUCAUGAUGUAGAUGGCCACCCGCAGCUGACUCCUGUGGAGGGAAGCCAGCGCCACAUUCUCCUCGAGUGUGCGUGUGAUGAGGCGGCGGCGGUUCUUGUCAGCGAGGGAGCGGAGGGCGAAGCUCGGCGGGGCGUCAUCGUGCAGGUCGGGCGGGAAGAGGAGUGCGAGAGUGGCGGGCUGGUGGAGGACCGCCUUGCUGUAUCUGAUCUGAGCGGCGUUUGGACCCUGUUUGCUCUCGCUGAGCCACUGGGCGUUCUGCUUCGUCAAAUACUCGUGGAGAUUCAU